Messenger RNA from Cetraspora pellucida, 142 nucleotides. NCBI's taxonomy places the organism in Eukaryota, Fungi, Glomeromycota, Glomeromycetes, Diversisporales, Gigasporaceae. The record is from the annotation of a GenBank genome assembly.
AUGACUACUGUUAUGAAUAUCAAUUCACAAAAAUCUGAGCAUUAUACAGGUUAUUCUCAAGAAACAGAUAGUGAAAGUGAUUAUAAAGCUUUUGAUAAUAUUGAUUAUAAUUUGGAUAACUUUAUAAAAAAUAAUACAAUUG